This is a messenger RNA of Cuculus canorus (common cuckoo), 2455 nucleotides long. RefSeq names its product scleraxis bHLH transcription factor (gene SCX). Gene Ontology annotation, biological process: developmental process; regulation of transcription by RNA polymerase II. The coding region runs from base 248 to 805 and encodes 185 amino acids. The transcript is spliced from 3 exons. Gene Ontology annotation, molecular function: RNA polymerase II transcription regulatory region sequence-specific DNA binding; DNA-binding transcription factor activity, RNA polymerase II-specific; protein dimerization activity. Lineage: Eukaryota; Metazoa; Chordata; Aves; Cuculiformes; Cuculidae. The record is from RefSeq and is a predicted model, not a curated record.
CAGUUCACGAGACACCAUGCUCUGCCCCAUCAUCUUCCAGCCCAGCCCUCCUCCACCCGGUUUUGCACCCCCAGGCCCUGGGCUGAACCUUCCAGGAUGAACCCCCCACCAGAAGACCCCACAGCUUGAAGCUUCCUCAGUGUCCCUUCACGGCUUCUCUGGUGCCUGCACACGGCUUUCCUGGUGUCCCCACGCAGCUUUCCCGGUGUCCCCUUGCAGCUUUCCCGGUGUCCCCUCGCCAUCCACCAUGUCCUUUGCUAUGUUGCGCUCGGCGCCCAGCCGGUACCUGUAUCCCGAGAUCAGCAUGCUCUCCGAGGAUGAAGAAAACGGCUCCGAAAGCUCCGGUUCCGAUGAGAAGCCCUAUCAUUUGGACGCCGACGGUUUCGGCAUCAAAACCAGCAAACGCAGGAGCAGCAAAAAACCCAACCGGAUCACCAGGGAACCCCGGCAGCGUCACACGGCCAACGCGCGGGAGCGUGACCGCACCAACAGUGUCAACACUGCCUUCACCGCCCUCCGCACGCUCAUCCCCACCGAGCCGGCCGAUAGGAAGCUUUCCAAGAUCGAGACCUUGAGACUGGCUUCCAGCUACAUCUCCCACCUUGGGAAUGUGCUCCUGGUAGGAGAAGCAUGUGGAGAUGGGCAACCGUGCCAUACCACCCCGGCUUUCUACCACCACGGCGGCGGCAGCCCCCCGGCACGCGACACCGAGAAUUCCCAGCCCAAACAGAUCUGCACUUUCUGCCUCAGCAACCAGAGGAAGCUGAGUAAAGACCGAGACAGGAAGACAGCGAUCCGGAGCUAGAUGAUCUGAGUUUUCCCGAAAGGACAAGAAGGAGGAGCAGAAGGAGGAAGGACAGAAAAGCCACACACACAAAACCACAGCCACAGGCACUGCUGCCUUCACCCUGCUGCUGGGGAGAGCCGCACAGCGUCACCCUGAAGGACCUUAUCAUGACCUGGACAUGCAUCCUGGGAGAGACCAGGUGUCCUCCUGGCUCCGAGGGGUGACGACAGACAGGACGUGAUCAUGGAUGCGGCGGGACAUUGCAGGACGGCUCAGAGGAACGCUUGCUGCACAGGGAUGCUCUGCAUUGGCGCAGGCAAUGCAGCUGCUGCCCAGUGAGCCGAAGGGGCAGGGAAUCUGCUCCAGGGAUCCUGGAAAGGACAAUCCUUGUCCCAGACUCUGUGGAUGCCACACACGGCAGCGUGGGGUGGCUUGGAGGAACGCUGGCUGCACGGGGAUGCUCUGCAAGAGUGCAGGUAAUGCAGUCGCUGCCUGGUGAGACGGAGAGGUAGGAGACCUGCUCCGGGAUUCCCUGGAAGGGCAUUCCCUGCCCUGGACAAUGCGGAUACCAUGCACGGCGGCUCAGAGGAACACUUGCUGCAUAGGGAUGCUCUGCAUCAGCAUAAGCAAUGCUGUCGCUGCCCAGUGAGCCGAAGGGGCAGGAGAUCUGCUCCGGGACUCCUUGGAAGGGCAUUCCCUGCUGUGGACUCUGCAGAUGCAACAUAUGGUGGCUUAGAGGAACGCUCGCUGUGCAGGGAUGCUCCGCAAUGGUGCAGGCAAUGCAGCCACUGCUGGGUGAGCCAGAGGGGCAGAGGAUCUGCUCUGGGGCUCCUGGGAAGGGCAUUCCCUGCCCUGGAUUCUGUGGAUACCAUGCAUGGUGGCUUGGAGAAACACCCGCUGUGCAGGGAUGCUCCACAAUGGUGCAGACAACGUAGCCACUGCUGGGUGAGACAGAGGGGCAGGGAACCUGCUCCGGGGCUCCUUGGAAGGGUAUUCCCUGCUCUGCACUCUGCAGAUGCCACACACGGUGUGGCUCCCGGGACAAAGCCGGUGCUCGAAUGUGCCCCUUCCCAGGCCUGACUUGAGCAGCCGGUGAAAAUGCUUUGAGAAACAGUCCACUCUCUUUAUCCCCUUCCAGCUCUGAGCCGCUCCAUCCCCUGCACUCCACGUCCCGGAGGCGCUGCCGUCGUGAGGUUAAUCAAUACAUGCUGGUGUUUCAUGUCAUUGAUCCGGUAAUGGAAAGCCUGGGCUAUUUGUAUAAUUAAAAACUAACACGGUUUAGAAUCUGGGUGGUAGCUUCCUUCUUUCCACACCCCACUUCCUAAAUAAACCUUUGGAUUCACCCUCACCUACACUGCCUUUAAACACCAGCCACUCCGCAAGGGAUGGAGCCGCAGCUCCAAGACUACACCCCGAGCACCGGGCUCGGCCAUUCCGUCAGCUCUGCUGCCUUCGGGAUGGAGCCGAGGGUUCAGAGGGGGAAUCCUUCCUUCAAGGUGGUCCAAGGUGAGCGCUGCCCCCCAGGAUCCUCUGCUCCAGGAUUUCAUGGGUCUCUGGCAUAGUCCCUAUGUCUCCAAAUGGGUGUCACAAGGUUAUAAGGAGCACGGGAUGGGGGGCAGGCUGAAUCCUGGCUCCUCGAGUGGCAGGGAAGGGGCUGCGAGCCCCACA